AUUUUAUUUUUUGUUAACGGUUUAUUCGUGAAUGAGUUUACAUUGCCGUGCAUAUAUUUACAAUUUGAGACAGGUCUAUUUUAAUAAUAAACAAAACUAAACAAAUAUUCAACAGAAUGACUGAUACAACAUUGGAAAAUACAACACCAGAUGCCAUUGUAGCUUCAUUAACUACAGCUGUUUUAACAAUUGAAACAUAUGGCUGGUUUAUACUCAUUGGUGGUUUCAUUGUCUUCUUCUUGUACCAGAAAUAUAAUCCUUCGUAUAAACAAUGGCGAAAGAUGAAAGAAGAAUUCAGUGCACAACAGGAGGCGAAGAAACACCCUGACAAAACUUACCAAAUCCAGGUCGCUGUUGAGAAAUCUCGGCAAAAGCUGCAACAGCAAGUUGGAAUUGAUUCACAUAAGAAGAAGUUGAAACAAGAACAGCUUGAAGAAGAAAAGCGACGGCAGAAAAUAGAAGAAUGGGAGAAACACAAGCAAGGAAAGGGAUACCAUUUAAAACGCAAAACUCAGGAGGUCAAGUCUGAAACUGCGAACGAAAAUUUAAAACCUAAGAAAAAACACCAACUGCGUCCUGCAGAUUACAACCCACUAAUGGUAGGGGAUGGAGGUUCUUGCACCUAUCGUCCGGGCCGUAGAAAUGUGUCUGGUGGUGGAUGAGGUUAAGUUCACACAGAGUGUAAAAGUCUCUGUGCCAACAUGCGUAUACGCAGUUGAAAUUGUAGUGUUUAUCUACUACUUGUGACAUUUGGAGAUGAAAUCGUUGUUAUGGCGACGUCCCUAAUUGAUCUUAUAUCUGACGUAUACGCUGCUUUUGUUUAUUUUGUACAUUAAAUAUUUGGGGCAUUCAAGAAGUACGUUUGACUUAAAGGGAAGGGUGAAGAAUGUCAUGUAACAAAUAAGAACAAGGGUUGGAAUCUAGAUUUUUUUCUAUUUUCCUUUAAUACGGUCAUGUGCUACCGUGUUGGUUGAUUUCGGUAGUGGUUGGCUAUAACGAUUGUUUUUCGUUCUGUUUUGUUUAAGGUGUUUAGAAAGUAAUCAUGUCUUCUCGCAGUAGCAUUAUUGCAAAAUGGCGAAUUUUUGAGCAAACGUACUUUCUGAAUGACCCUUUAGAAAUAUGUUUGCAUAAACAAAGUCCUUCUUUUGGUUAAAUUUGUGAGUGCGGAUUUUUUUUAUAAUUCAGUAUUUUUAUACAUGCCAAACGGGUGGCUAAUUAAAAAACAAUGGAUUAUAUUUCUCCUUAUUGUGAUAGUCACGGAUCAAUACGCACAAAAUAAUGAAUUAAAAAAAGUUAAAGAUCAAAAUAGCAAAAAAAUGUUGAACAACAUGUAAAGAACAUUUUUAUUAUUUUAAACUACUGAACGUACUGUGAAAUUUACUUUGUGAGCAAAGAUAUAGAAAGUAAAGUUUCGUGAAUGAAGAUAAAGCCGUUUUAUCAUGCUCACGCUUCUUCUCGAACUUUGAAAUUCAUAAUGGUUGCACAAUUGACGUUACAGAGACCAAAGAAUUAUAGGAUGCCUCCUACGGUGAUAUUCUACUGACUAAAUUGUGUUUAGAAUCCCUUGAUAUGUUCAUGGCAUGUUUCGAAGUAUUAAAUAUUUAUGGUAUAUAGAUGAUUCAGCGUUUGAAAAUCAACACGUUUGUUAAGUAUGGAGUUAUAUAUGGGACAAUAUUUGUGUAUGGUUUUCGUCGCGUCGUAAAUGCUUUUCGUCGUGUCGUAUCUUUCUUCGUGGUGUGGUUUUUGUCGCGUCGUAUUUUUCUUUGUGGGGUGGUUUUACGUUUCGUCGAGUCGUAUUUGUUUUCGUCGCGGCGUAUUUCACUUUGCGGGGUAUUUCACUUUGCGGGGUAUUUCACUUUGCGGCGUAUUUCACUUCAUGGCGUAUUUCACUUCGCGGCGUAUUUUACUUUGUGGCGUAUUUUACUUCGUAGCGAAAAUUUUUAUGCUUUUUUAACACGAAAUUACGAAAUUUGUGUAGCGCUUACAAGAAAUUCAAGUCACAUGAAUAAAGUGCGGUAAAAUAAACAAAAUGUUUGGUGCUAAAAAUUAUAUUCUAUUUUUAAGUAGUUUUACAUUUGUGAUUAUAAAGAAAUAUCAUGUAUUGUGUAAGAAUUUUAUGUAAUAAUUUAUGUUUAUGUAGUUAGUUUACUUGAUAAUAGAUUGUACAGUGUAGCAUGCUAAAAAUGUAUAGCUAGGUAAAUCUAUGGCUAAGAAUGUAUCGUUUAUUAAAACAAAAUGACAAUAAGAAUAGCUAGCCAGUAGGAACACCAAAGCCACUAGAAAGAAAGUGAAAUAUAUUGUGUAAAAGCUUAACAAAAUUAAUAAUUCCGUGUAAAAAAAGCAUAACCAUUUCGCCACAAACUGAAAUACCCCACGAAGUGACAUACGACACGACGAAACAUGAGAUCACAUCACAACAUGAGUAAUACGCCACGACGAAAACCAUUACUAUGCGAAGAAAACCACACCACGAAGAAAUAUACGACGCGACGAAAACUAUUACGAGUCCAAAAAAACCACGCCACGAAAAAAAAUACGACACGACGAAAAGCAUUACGACGCGACGAAAACCAUACACGAAUAUUGUCCCACAUAUAACUCCAUAUGUUAAGUACUGUAAUAAUUAUGUCUUCUUCGGAUGAGUCGGAAUCAAAAUGUUCUAACGAUGUACUGGUCUUCCAGUUUGAGCCUAAACGUAGCGAGGAUUUAUCGGACUCAUCGUGGGUGACAUAUGACAGUGAUAGCGAUGGGGACAUAGCAGAAUUAAGGAUUAACCUUGACGCUGCGUCGUGGUGUAAAUGCAACAAUUGCCGUCAAAUGAGCACUGAAACUGAAUGUUUUUGCUGUCACGAACUGGAAUCAAGACAUAUAUAUAGCCUACAAGGUGUGUACUUUUUAGCGGGAUGUACGUAACAUAUUUGCCCAUGCUGAUUAUUGAGUUUUUAAAAAUAUAUUCUUUGGAAAUAAAA
Hydractinia symbiolongicarpus is the source of this 2969-nucleotide messenger RNA. RefSeq names its product selenoprotein S B-like. Gene Ontology annotation, biological process: endoplasmic reticulum unfolded protein response; retrograde protein transport, ER to cytosol. The transcript is spliced from 8 exons. The coding region runs from base 117 to 662 and encodes 181 amino acids. Gene Ontology annotation, cellular component: Derlin-1 retrotranslocation complex; endoplasmic reticulum membrane; Derlin-1-VIMP complex. NCBI's taxonomy places the organism in Eukaryota, Metazoa, Cnidaria, Hydrozoa, Anthoathecata, Hydractiniidae. The record is from RefSeq and is a predicted model, not a curated record.